Phytophthora nicotianae INRA-310 is the source of this 1625-nucleotide messenger RNA. RefSeq lists its product as hypothetical. The record is from RefSeq and is a predicted model, not a curated record. The transcript is spliced from 6 exons. Lineage: Eukaryota; Oomycota; Peronosporomycetes; Peronosporales; Peronosporaceae. The coding region runs from base 339 to 1289 and encodes 316 amino acids.
UUCCGCCAUCACCUUUUAACCAGCGGAACUUCAGGUGCUCACAUCGGAAAAUAAGCAAAGAGAAGAGAAAGCGGUAGCAUGGGAAAAAAGCGCGGAGGUGGUCGGCGCAUGCGCCACGAAGAGGAUGACGACGACGAAGCCGCGUCCGUGGCGUCGGUGGAGACGCGUGGGACGUUUGUGUCAGAUGAUGGCGAGUUCUAUGACAGCUACUCAAAGAACGUGGAUGACGAGCAGGAGAUCGACGAGGCUAUCGAGGAGCUGACCGAGAAGAGGUAAACGUCGGGAAAUUGCAUCAAUAGAACUAAAAUGUGGACGCUAAGAUUUUGCGGUGCUUCCAAAUGCACUCGUUGCUCAGAACAACAACGCGAGUUGCUGCCUUGGAGAAGUUGACCGCCUAUCUCCAGCAGUACUUGGCGCCUGAAGACGUGAGUGAGAGCUUCGUGGACAACGUGCUUGGAUGCCUUCGCAAGCCUUCUGAAGGCGAGGCUGUAUUAGGAUCUCGCAUCCUGGCGAUUAUGGCAAUCAUUUUCGGAGAGGAUGAAGAGCGCUACUUUCAGCGAUCGAAAAACGUGCUGAAGCCAUUGAUCAAGACAGCCAGAAACGCGAAAAUAAAGGUUUCGACCAUCCGCGCACUGGGACUGAUCUGCUUCGUGUGUAGUGUUGAAGAAGAGAACACAGAGGAGCUUUUGGAGCUGUUCGAGACAUUUUUCAACCCAAAAAUCAUUGGUGACAUCUGUAAGGCCGCUCUCGACUCGUGGGGACUCGUCGCAUCCUCGCUUUCAGACGAGAUACUCGCAAGCGAUGAAUUGCUGGAAAGACUGGUGCCGAAGUUCCUCGCCUUGCUGGAUCACAAGGAUGUUGACGUGCGCUCAGCUGCUGGUGAGAAUGUAGCUUUCCUGUACGAAAGCGCGCAGAAUUGCGGUGUCCCGUUGCCCUACAGCGAAGAGAUCUUGGCUCGUUUCCUAGAAAUGAGCAAGGACAGCAGCAAGAAGAAUAGCAAGAAGGACCGCAAGACCCAACGAGUUGUUUUCCGCGACAUUCACUCGACACUUGCUAGCGGAGAAACUCCGCAUGUUUCGUUUUCGGUGAAGAGUGACGUUCUGGAGAUAAGCUCGUGGAAAUCUGUCAAACAGUUUGAAGCGAUGAAGGAAUGUUUGCAGACCGGUCUGCAGGAGCAUAUCAAGUACAACAAUAUACUUCGUGCGAUACUGGACCUCCCGGAGACUUUGGAAGACCGCAAAGUGGAUAGGGUGCGUCACCGAAGUUUGGAUAACUCGUAUACGGUUUGAACUCUGACGACUUUGUUUGCUGCUUUGAAUAGAGCGAUGUCUUCAACAAGAAAUCUGCUUCAAGGAAGCAACGCAGCAAUGAAUUGAAGGGGGAUCGCAAGCGGAAGCAGCAUAUGCAGGACGCUUUUUAUGAUAAUGGCUUUUACUAGUAGACGACAGUAUUAGCGCUAGACUACGGUGUUCCUGCUAUUCUGUAGGAAAUGUUUUCAAGCUACUACUAUAAAGCACCUUUCGGCCUGCUGACAACACUUUUAACCACUACGUAGUCACUUUGACCUACGGUCUGCUGGGCUGUGCUAGCUGCAAAUGCUUCACAGAUCUGGAUUGUGCUGAGGA